Hevea brasiliensis (rubber tree) is the source of this 1436-nucleotide messenger RNA. Its product is annotated as pectinesterase 31. The coding region runs from base 243 to 1193 and encodes 316 amino acids. Lineage: Eukaryota; Viridiplantae; Streptophyta; Magnoliopsida; Malpighiales; Euphorbiaceae. The record is from RefSeq and is a predicted model, not a curated record. Gene Ontology annotation, biological process: cell wall modification. Gene Ontology annotation, molecular function: pectinesterase activity. The transcript has 6 exons.
GAACAAAUUAAAAUGAAUUAUGGAAACUAAAUGUCAUGAAAUUAAUUUAAAGAGCUAAAGAGGUUAAAUUAGCGACGAAAAACGCAGACAAUAAACAACAAAUAAAUAAAUUCAAUUUAAUUCAUUUAUCAGCCUUUUCCUAUUAUCAUGCGUUGUAUGUCCGCAAUCGAUCCCAUCGCCGUUUCAAAUACAUACACUCUCUAUAAAGCUGUGUUUUGGAUACCGACAGGCCUCAUUAAUCAAUGGCGGAUAGAGUGCUCACCGUCGCGCAGGACGGAUCCGGUGACCACACCACUGUGCAGGAAGCAAUAGAUGCCGUGCCUCUCUGCAAUACUUGCCGGACGGUUAUCCGUGUGGCGCCUGGGGUGUACAGGCAGCCUGUUUAUGUGCCUAAGACUAAGAACUUCAUUACCGUCGCGGGUUUAAGUCCCGAGGAUACUGUCCUCACCUGGAACAAUACCGCUACCAAAAUCGAACACCACCAGGCGUCUAGGGUGAUUGGGACGGGGACGUUUGGGUGUGGGAGUGUGAUAGUGGAAGGGGAAGAUUUUAUUGCUGAGAACAUCACUUUUGAGAACUCUUCUCCUGAGGGUUCAGGUCAAGCAGUGGCAAUCCGGGUGACAGCUGAUCGGUGUGCCUUCUAUAAUUGUAGGUUUCUAGGGUGGCAGGAUACUCUGUAUCUUCACUAUGGAAAACAGUAUCUGAAAGAUUGCUAUAUUGAAGGAAGUGUGGACUUCAUUUUUGGGAACAGCACCGCCCUCUUGGAGCAUUGUCAUAUCCACUGCAAGUCUGCAGGUUUCAUAACUGCACAAAGCAGAAAAUCUUCUCAGGAGUCAACUGGUUAUGUGUUCUUGAGAUGUGUGAUCACAGGUAAUGGAGGGACUUCAUAUGCAUAUCUUGGACGGCCAUGGGGACCCUUUGGAAGGGUGGUCUUUGCAUAUACAUAUAUGGAUCAAUGUGUCAGACAUGUAGGCUGGAAUAACUGGGGCAAAGCUGAGAAUGAGAGAAGUGCUUGCUUUUAUGAGUACAGGUGUUAUGGACCAGGUAGUUGCCCGUCAAAGCGAGUGACAUGGGCCAGAGAACUGAUGGAAGAAGAAGCAGGACAGUUUCUCAUUCAUCUUUUCAUUGACCCUGAUCCAGAAAGGCCAUGGCUUGCUGAAAGAAUGGCCCAGAGGAUACCAUAUUCUGCGUAGAAGCUAUAACUUUAGCUGAUAAAUUAGCCAACAAUCUCAGACAGAAGCUUCCUGCAAAUAAAUUGAGAGUAGCUUUCUUUUUUGUACUGAAGCAUUCCAAGCUCUAAAUAUCUUAUUAUGCAUCUUAAGAUCGACUAGUUUUAUUCCAAGGUAUUUCUUUGUUCAAGUGUUUGAUGUCUCGACAAUGUUAUCAUUUUAGCAAUUUAUGAGUGAUAAAUAAUAAAUAAAUUUUCAUUUGCUGAA